Elephantulus edwardii (Cape elephant shrew) is the source of this 3231-nucleotide messenger RNA. It is a transcript of the gene NEMF, whose product is annotated as nuclear export mediator factor. Gene Ontology annotation, biological process: rescue of stalled cytosolic ribosome; ribosome-associated ubiquitin-dependent protein catabolic process. The transcript has 33 exons. Gene Ontology annotation, molecular function: ribosomal large subunit binding; tRNA binding. The record is from RefSeq and is a predicted model, not a curated record. NCBI's taxonomy places the organism in Eukaryota, Metazoa, Chordata, Mammalia, Macroscelidea, Macroscelididae. Gene Ontology annotation, cellular component: RQC complex. Bases 1 to 3231 code for a protein of 1076 amino acids.
AUGAAGACCCGCUUUAGCACCAUUGACAUUCGCGCGGUCCUUGUAGAGUUGAAUGCCAGCUUGCUAGGAAUGAGAGUAAACAAUGUUUAUGAUGUGGACAACAAGACAUAUCUUAUUCGUCUUCAAAAACCCGACUUGAAAGCUACACUUGUGAUAGAAUCUGGCAUACGAAUUCACACAACAGAGUUUGAGUGGCCUAAGAAUAUGAUGCCGUCCAGUUUUGCUAUGAAGUGCCGAAAACAUUUGAAGAGUCGAAGAUUAGUCAGUGCCAAACAGCUUGGUGUGGAUAGGAUUGUAGAUUUUCAGUUUGGAAGUGAUGAAGCUGCUUAUCACUUAAUCAUUGAGCUCUAUGACAGGGGGAACAUUGUUCUUACAGAUUAUGAGUACCUAAUUUUAAAUAUCCUACGGUUUCGAACUGAUGAGGCAGAUGAUGUUAAGUUUGCUGUUCGAGAACGAUACCCAGUUGAUCAUGCUAGAGCUGCUGAACCUUUACUUACCUUGGACAGACUGACUGAAAUAAUAGCCAGUGCACCUAAGGGGGAACUACUGAAGAGAGUGCUUAAUCCCUUACUUCCCUAUGGACCAGCUCUUAUUGAACACUGUCUUAUAGAAAAUGGUUUCUCUGGCAAUGUCAAAAUAGAUGAAAAAUUUGGAAGUAAAGAUAUUGAAAAAGUACUUGCUUGUCUGCAGAAAGCUGAAGAUUAUAUGAAAACAACAUUCAGCCACUGUGGAAAGGGUUAUAUCAUUCAGAAGAGAGAAGUAAAACCACGCCUUGAGAUAGAUAAGCCAGUGGAAGACAUACUUACGUAUGAGGAAUUUCAUCCAUUUUUGUUUUCUCAACAUUUACAAUGUCCAUAUAUAGAAUUUGAAUCAUUUGACAAGGCUGUGGAUGAAUUUUAUUCCAAGAUCGAAGGUCAGAAAAUAGACUUGAAAGCUUUACAACAGGAAAAACAAGCAUUGAAGAAGUUAGAUAAUGUCCGAAAGGAUCAUGAAAACAGAUUAGAAGCUCUUCAGCAGGCUCAGGAAAUAGAUAAACUUAAAGGAGAACUCAUAGAAAUGAACCUGCAAAUAGUUGACAGAGCCAUUCAGGUAGUUCGAAGUGCGUUAGCCAACCAAAUCGACUGGACAGAAAUUGGAUUAAUUGUGAAAGAAGCCCAAGCUCAAGGAGAUCCUGUUGCAAAUGCAAUCAAAGAAUUAAAGUUACAAACAAAUCAUGUUACAAUGUUGCUAAGAAAUCCAUACUUGUUGUCAGAGGAGGAAGAUAAUGAUGUUGAUGGAGACAUUGAUGUUGAGAAAAAUGAAACUGAACCACUGAAAGGAAAAAAGAAAAAGAAUAAAAACAAACAGUUGCAGAAGCUACAGAAAAAUAAACCCUUACUUGUUGAUGUUGAUCUCAGCUUGUCAGCCUAUGCCAAUGCCAAAAAGUAUUAUGAUCACAAGAGAUAUGCUGCUAAAAAGACACAGAAGACUGUUGAAGCUGCUGAGAAGGCAUUCAAAUCAGCAGAAAAAAAAACAAAGCAAACUCUAAAAGAAGUCCAAACAGUAACUUCUAUUCAAAAAGCAAGAAAAGUUUAUUGGUUUGAGAAAUUUCUGUGGUUCAUUAGCUCAGAAAACUACUUAAUUAUAGGGGGACGAGAUCAGCAACAAAAUGAAAUAAUUGUGAAAAGAUACUUAACAUCAGGUGACAUUUAUGUACAUGCUGAUCUUCAUGGUGCAACCAGCUGUGUAAUUAAAAAUCGAACAGGAGAACCAAUUCCACCUCGGACUUUAACUGAAGCCGGUACUAUGGCUCUUUGCUAUAGUGCUGCUUGGGAUGCACGAGUUAUCACUAGUGCUUGGUGGGUGUACCAUCAUCAGGUGUCCAAAACAGCACCAACUGGGGAAUAUCUGACGACUGGAAGCUUCAUGAUAAGAGGAAAAAAGAAUUUUCUCCCUCCUUCAUAUCUAAUGAUGGGAUUUAGCUUCCUCUUUAAGGUAGAUGAGUCUUGUGUUUGGAGACACCGGGGUGAACGAAAAGUCAGAGUGCAGGAUGAAGAUAUGGAGACACUGACAAGUUGCACAAGUGAACUUACAUCAGAAGAAAUGGAACAACUAGAUGAAGGUGACAGUAGUAGUAGUAGUGAAGAAGAUAAAGAAGAAUCCCAUGAAACUGCUGUAGAAGUCCAACUCAUGACUCAGGCUGACCAAGAGAAUAUUACUGUUCAGAGUGGUGGAGAUAAUCCCAAUGAGGAACAGAUUCAGGAGGAAAGUCUGGGAGCUGAAGAUGAGUCUAAAGAAGUAGUGAAAGAUAAAGAGCCAGUUGGUGAAACAAAGGAUGAAGAAGAGGAGAUACUAAAUUAUCCUGACACUACCAUUGAUUUGUCUCAUCUUCAGUCUCAAAGGUCACUCCAAAAAUUGGCUUCAAAAGAAGAUUCAUCUAAUUUGGGUGACAGUAAAUUACAGAGCCGGAGACAUCUGUCAGCCAAGGAAAGAAGAGAAAUGAAGAAGAAAAAACUUACCAAUGAUUUAGAAGAAACAGAGGGAAAAGACAAAGAAAAAGAAAGUGCUCCACACACUGAGACUCAUCAGAAUACAGGCAAAACUGCUCCAGUUGGGCAGCCAGUGAAGCGAGGACAAAAGAGUAAAAUGAAAAAAAUGAAGGAAAAAUAUAAAGACCAGGAUGAAGAAGACCGUGAACUUAUCAUGAAAUUGCUGGGUUCUGCAGGUUCAAACAAAGAUGAAAAAGGGAAGAAGGGAAAGAAAGGAAAAACAAAAGAUGAACCUGUAAAGAAGCAGCCCCAGAAACCCAGAGGUGGGCCAAGGAGUACCGAAUUCAUUAAGAAAGAAACGCCCUCUGUGGAGGUUCUAACUCCCGAGCUAAAAGACUUGACGGUUGAUGACCUACAUGAUGACAAGGAAGAGCAAGAUAUGGAUCAACUGGGAAAUGAGGAAAAUCUAUUUGAUUCUUUGACAGGGCAGCCACAUCCUGAAGAUAUUCUCCUGUUUGCUAUUCCAAUAUGUGCCCCUUACACUACCAUGGCAAACUAUAAAUAUAAAGUGAAACUUACUCCUGGUGUUCAGAAAAAAGGAAAAGCUGCAAAAACAGCCUUGAAUAGUUUCAUGCAUUCCAAAGAAGCAACAGCAAGAGAAAAAGAUUUAUUCCGCAGUGUAAAGGACACAGAUUUAUCAAGAAAUAUUCCUGGCAAAGUGAAAGUAUCUGCACCCAAUCUUCUGAAUGUAAAAAAGAAAUAG